GCUUACUGACCGCUGGCUGUGGUUUUUGCUGCCAGUCUCUGUGAUGUGACUUGGACUAAUUUUGUACAGAAAAGUUGGAUCCAUGUGACUGGUGGUCAUCUUUUUUUCCUUUAUUUGGUGCGACGGAGUGAUGCAGAGUGGAAAAGAUCGAAUUGGGAAUAAAACUUGGGUUGCGCGCUGGCAUGGCACGUCAGGUGUGUCGCCGGUGCUCGGAUAGAGGCUGUUUCUUUCUGUCAUGGUGUCAAUGUCCGUGGUGAGUUCUCCUGGAGCACCAUGGAGGAAAGAAGGGGACUUUUUUUCUAUCUUCUCUUGGCGGCGCAGCUCUGUCUGAGCUUCACACAAGUCCUCAGAAUUGUGUGCGACCAGCUGGCUCUCGGGGUGGUCGCUGUGUUCGGCCCUUCUCACAGCUCCUCAGUCAGUGCUGUUCAGUCCAUCUGCAAUGCCCUGGAGGUCCCUCACAUACAGACCCGCUGGAAACACCCGUCAGUGGACAACAAAGACACCUUCUUCAUCAACCUGUAUCCCGAGUACACCGCCAUCGCCAGGGCCAUACUGGACGUAGUCACUUUCUUCAAAUGGAGGAAGCUAACGGUGGUCUAUGAAGACAGCACGGGUCUGAUGCGGAUGCAGGAGUUGAUCAAGGCUCCGGCAAAGUUCAACCUGAAGAUCAAAAUCCGGCAGCUGACCCCGGGUAACCAAGAUGCCCGACCGCUGCUUAAGGAACUGAAGAAAGACAAGGAAUUUUUUAUUCUCUUUGACUGCUCCUAUCGCAUGGCUGCGGAGCUCCUUAAGCAGCUUUCAUCAAUGGGAAUGAUGACCGAGUACUACCAUUUCUUCUUCACGACUUUGGAUUUGUUUGCCUUGGACUUGGAGCCGUACCGCUACAGUGGGGUCAACAUGACAGGCUUCAGACUGCUGAACGUUGAUGACCCGUGGGUGGCCUCCACGAUGGACAGGUGGGCCAUGGAAAGACUGCAGGGUCCCAAACAAGAGAGUGGCCUGAUGGAUGGAAUCAUGACUACAGACGCAGCCUUGAUGUACGACGCAGUGUUCAUGGUCGCUGUUGCAUCCCAGCGGGCCACUCAGAUGACCGUCAGCUCCUUGCAGUGUCACCGCCACAAACCCUGGCGCUUCGGACCACGCUUCAUGAACCUCUUCAAAGAGGCACAGUGGGAUGGUCUGACAGGGCACAUUGUUCUUAAUAAGACGGAUGGCCUGAGGAGAGACUUUGAUUUGGACAUCAUCAGCCUCAAAGAGGACGGCACUGCCAGGAUUGCUGUGUGGAACUCGUACAAGGGGAUGAACCUGACGGAGUCCAACCGAGACAAGAAUAACAAUGUGACAGAUUCUCUGGCUAACAGGACUCUUAUUGUAACCACAAUACUGGAAAAUCCAUAUGUGAUGUAUAGAAAGUCGGACAAGGAGCUGGCUGGGAAUGAUCGUUUUGAGGGUUACUGCCUGGACCUUCUGAAAGAGCUCUCCAACAUCUUGGGUUUUACGUAUGAAGUCAGACUAGUGGGUGAUGGGAAAUACGGAGCCCAGAAUGACAAGGGAGAGUGGAAUGGGAUGGUCCGGGAACUGAUUGACCACGUUGCAGACCUUGCUGUGGCUCCCUUGACUAUCACCUAUGUAAGAGAGAAAGUCAUUGACUUCUCAAAGCCCUUCAUGACCUUAGGUAUCAGCAUCCUAUACCGCAAACCUAAUGGCACCAAUCCGGGCGUGUUCUCGUUCCUUAAUCCCUUGUCUCCGGACAUCUGGAUGUACGUGCUGCUAGCCUGCACAGGAGUGAGUUGUGUGCUCUUUGUGAUUGCCAGGUUUACUCCAUACGAGUGGUACAACCCACAUCCAUGCAACCCAUCCUCAACUCUCAUACAGAACAAUUUCACUUUACUGAACAGUUUCUGGUUUGGCGUUGGAGCUCUCAUGCGGCAAGGCUCAGAGCUGAUGCCUAAGGCUCUGUCCACUCGUAUAGUUGGCGGUAUCUGGUGGUUCUUUACCUUAAUCAUCAUCUCUUCCUACACGGCCAACUUGGCUGCCUUCCUCACUGUGGAACGAAUGGAUGCGCCCAUUGACUCAGCAGAUGACCUGGCAAAGCAGACCAGGAUUGAAUACGGGGCAGUGAGGGAUGGAUCCACCAUGACCUUCUUCAAGAAAUCAAAGAUCUCCACCUAUGAGAAGAUGUGGGCAUUUAUGAGCAGCAGGAAGAACACUGCGUUGGUUAAGAACAACAGGGAAGGCAUCACCCGGGUCCUGACGACAGACUAUGCUAUGCUGAUGGAGUCCACCAGCAUUGAGUACAUCAGCCAGAGAAACUGCAACCUGACACAGAUCGGAGGUCUCAUAGACUCGAAGGGUUACGGAGUGGGAACACCUAUUGGUUCUCCAUACAGAGAUAAAGUGACCAUUGCCAUCCUUCAGCUGCAGGAGGAAGGGAAGCUACACAUGAUGAAGGAGAAGUGGUGGAGAGGCAAUGGCUGUCCAGAGGAGGACAACAAGGAAGCCAACGCUCUGGGUGUGGAAAACAUUGGUGGUAUCUUCAUCGUCCUGGCUGCCGGUCUGGUUCUCUCUGUGUUUGUGGCUAUCGGAGAGUUCAUCUACAAGGCCCGCAGGAACGCUGACAUAGAGGAGGCCUUUUGUUUCUUUUACGGGGUGCAGUCCCGUCAGUUCCAGCGGCGUGGCUCCACCUCCUCCUCUGGCACCUCCUUAUCUACUGAUCUGGAGAGCGGCAGGCUACUGGGGGAUGACACAGAGUAGCCAUGGCAGCACAUUUACAACACAUACACACUCUAGACUAUAGGUUUGUAACCAGGUGUCCUUCUUUCUGCCCCCAUUGAAAAUACUCCAGUAUACCUGCACCCGUGUCAGCCAACCCCAAUUACCGUUGCCAUUUUACCUUCAAUAACUGACCCUCGUGCUCACACUACUUGUAAAAAUGUUAAGUAGAAUGUCAAGUUCAUUCCUUUUGUUCUAAGGCCAGUGUUGCAUUAUGACAA
This is a messenger RNA of Morone saxatilis (striped sea-bass), 2993 nucleotides long. RefSeq names its product glutamate receptor, ionotropic, kainate 1a (gene grik1a). Lineage: Eukaryota; Metazoa; Chordata; Actinopteri; Moronidae. The record is from RefSeq and is a predicted model, not a curated record. Gene Ontology annotation, molecular function: kainate selective glutamate receptor activity; transmitter-gated monoatomic ion channel activity involved in regulation of postsynaptic membrane potential. Gene Ontology annotation, biological process: monoatomic ion transport; modulation of chemical synaptic transmission; synaptic transmission, glutamatergic. Gene Ontology annotation, cellular component: plasma membrane; postsynaptic membrane; kainate selective glutamate receptor complex.